Molecule: messenger RNA, 355 nt
Organism: Cetraspora pellucida
Lineage: Eukaryota; Fungi; Glomeromycota; Glomeromycetes; Diversisporales; Gigasporaceae
Source: the annotation of a GenBank genome assembly
UAAGAAAGAUUAUAACUAUACUAAUUUAGAUGAUCUACAAAAUAACUACAAUGUUAAUAUUGAAAGUUCAAUGUCUAAUACACAAACACUUUCUAAUAAAUCCUUAUUGCCAAAAAAUUUUAAAUCAUCUGUAUGGCCAUAUUUUGAUAUUGAAACAUCAAAAUAUCCUAGCCAAUUUGUUUGCAAGCAAUGUGAAAAUGUUUUUGAAUCUUUAUUAGCAACCUCAACCUUAUGUCAACAUCUGGCUUCAUAUAAUAUAAUUGUACCUAAAUUAAAAGGUGCUAAAAAUAAUCAAUUAAUUAAUUUUUAUACAAAAAUUAAACAGUAUAAACAAGAUGCAUCUGUUAUAAAAUAG